This is a messenger RNA of Coregonus sp. 'balchen', 16378 nucleotides long. NCBI's taxonomy places the organism in Eukaryota, Metazoa, Chordata, Actinopteri, Salmoniformes, Salmonidae. The record is from the annotation of a GenBank genome assembly.
UUUGAUCUAACAGCAGUCUCUUCUCCUGAAAUGCAGAGGAAUCUUCUUGGACACCAUCCUGCCACGCUAUGAUGUCAAUGGAGUGAGACCCCCGAUUGGCCAGAGGACAAGGCUAAGCAAAGGGGAUAUCACACAGGCACGCAAACUCUACAAGUGUUCCAGUAAGAACAGCACAAUUAUUGUAAACACAUUUUGAAUGGGUUCAACAUACAUGUUGGUGUAGAGUUGAUACAUACCAUAUGGUAGAUAUUAAACAAUAGGCCUAUGAAGUUGAGUUAAUAUUGCAUAAUACCAUAAUAUAGUGCUUGCUGUUGCUUUAGCUUACCACUGGGAGUGAGAUUGUAUUCUCCUUUUUCGUGUCUGAUUAUCACUGAGAGUGAAUACUCAAAAACACUUUGUUUUCCGAGCUGUAGUUUACUGUACAUUGGAUUGAAAAAGUUGAGCAUUUACCAUUGAUGUGGCGUGGUUCCCUGGCAGUCGAGGCUGCUGAGGGGAGGACAGCUCUUAAUAAUGGCUGGAAUGGAGUUCAUGGAAUGGCAUCAAAAACAUGGUUUUCAUGGGUUUGAUUCCAUUCCAUUCACUCCAUUCCAUCCAUUUUACUCCAUUCCAGCCAUUAUUUUGACCAUUCUUCCCUCAGCAGCCUCCACUGUUCCCUGGCUAUGGUUGCGGUGACUUCCCCGGCCAGGGAAAGGAGUGUAAACAGUGCCCUAGGACAGGAAGUUUGUCAUCACUCUUUCCCAGAUAGACCCAAAAGAACAGCUGGUCUCAAGAGGACAAUGACUAGAAUGAUGGCUGGGAAUCAACACUCUGUUCUUAGGGUCCAGAGAUCAAGACAUUUACAAUGUAAACUGAACACAUAAGUGUUGGAAAGGAAAACAAACCGCCCUGGCGCUUUACUAGUAGUUUCGUUGGUCUUUAGAAAGACAAAGGUUUAAUAAGGUUUUUAAGGCUGAAGGGACAACAACUUUCACAAGUUUGAAAUAGUCAUUCAUAAAAGAAAAGUGAUGUCAGUGCGUUAAUUGUGGGUCAGACAGGGAAAACUGAGUUUGUCAGAACCACAUUAAAGCUCAGUGAAUAAACAGCAUACUGCUGACCAGAACUGGACCGCUGAAUGUGGUUUUAGUUGGGGGAAUCAUCCGUCUUGACCAUAGAUGGUUCAGAGGGGUGGGGCUGGUUGAAUGGGUGUGGGUGUCUGUGUCCUUCACAGUGAUUAACUCCCCCUCAGUGGUACAGGAGAGAGUAGAUGAUGUGGCGCACAGCGCAGCACAGGGGAUGCAGCUAGGAGGGAGUCUCUGUCAGUUUUCCUGGAAAACAGAUCCUGCGAGCAUAGUGUGGUGGAUCCUCAUUUACACAGCAUUCCUGGGAGCAUUUGACAUACCCCAGUGUGCUUGUUAAUGGUUUAAUAUCAGCAAACCUCUGCCAAGAGUUAUUAGACAGAGCUCUCGCCUCCACUCUUUAUAUGCUCACACACAGGUUUGGAGGGAGUCAAUGAACAUAAACAGUUGGGGGAGAUGUUUUUCUUACUCCCACUGGAGCAGAGAAAGGUGAAGUGAGCAGGGAAGUAAUAUCUUAGGAUUCGUGUCCUAGAGAGACAAGAAUGAUAUGCUUUCAUGCUUUUUCCUCUCCUCUGUUGAUCAGUGGGUAGAAAGCUCCCAAGGUCUGUUCAGUUCCCCUAGAGCACUGUGCCCCUAAGCCAUGCAUGCUGGUUGGAAUGAGCCCCUGUAGCACAGUUGGUUUAGCCAGUUGGCCAGGGGGAGGAUUGACUACCAGCAUGUACAUUAUGUAUUACGUCUCCCAGAGGGUUGGGUUAUUUAUAGUAAGCCAGGUUUAUUUUGAGACGAUGUGUCUCAUACUGUCUUCUGCUAUCGCUUCUCAUCAUCUGGAAGAAGUUGAAUAUCAUCACCAUCAGCAGAUGUGCCUCUGAACAUGAAAGAGUUGCCCUCCUCUUAAGAUUCAGGAUUAUACAGUGCCUUCAGAAAGUAUUCAUACCCCUUGACUUAUUCCACAUUUUGUUCUAUUACAGCCUGAAUUCAAAAUUCACCCAUCUACACACAUUACCCCAUAAUGACAAAGUGAAAACAUGUUUUUAGAAAGUUUAGCAAAUGUAUUGAAAAUGAAAUACAGAAAUAUCUAAUUUACAUAAGUAUUCACACAAAGGUGAAUUUAUCUCCCAGUGUCUGUUGGAAAUCAGACUGAACACGGUUUUCCUUUAGGAUUUUGCCUGUGCUUAGCUCUAUUCCGUUUAUUUUUAUCCUAAAAAACUCCCAAGUCCUUGCCGAUGACAAGCAUACCCAUAACAUGAUGCAGCCACCACCAUGCUUGAAAAUAUAAAGCGUGGUACUCAGUUAUGUGUUGUGUUGGAUUUGCCCCAAACAUAACGCUUUGUAUUCAGGACAUAAAGUACAUUUCUUUGCCACAUUUUUUGCAGUUUUACUUUAGUGCCUUAUUGUAAACAGGAUGCAUGUUUUGGGAUAUUUUUAUUCUGUACAGGCUUCCUUCUUUUCACUUUGUUAUUUAGGUUAGUAUUAUGGAGUAACUACAAUGUUGUUGAUCCAUCCUCAGUUUUCUCCUAUCACAGCAAUUCAACUCUUGUAAAUGUUUUAAAGUCACCAUUGGCCUCAUGGUGAAAUCCCUGAGCGGUUUCCUUCCUCUCCGGCAAUUGAGUUCGGAAGGACGGCUGUAUCUUUGUAGUGACUGGGUGUAUUGAUACACCAUCCAAAGUGUAAUUAAUAACUUCACCAUGCUCAAAGGGAUAUUCAAUGUCUGCUUUUUUUAUUUUUACCCAUCUACCAAUAGGUGCUCUUCUUUGCCAGGCAUUGGAAAACCUUCCUGGUCUUUGUGGUUGAACCUGUGUUUGAAAUUCACUGCUCGACUGAGGGACCUUACAAUUACAGUGGGGAAAAAAAGUAUUUAGUCAGCCACCAAUUGUGCAAGUUCUCCCACUUAAAAAGAUGAGAGAGGCCUGUAAUUUUCAUCAUAGGUACACGUCAACUAUGACAGACAAAUUGAGGAAAAAAAAUCCAGAAAAUCACAUUGUAGGAUUUUUAAUGAAUUUAUUUGCAAAUUAUGGUGGAAAAUAAGUAUUUGGUCACCUACAAACAAGCAAGAUUUCUGGCUCUCACAGACCUGUAACUUCUUCUUUAAGAGGCUCCUCUGUCCUCCACUCAUUACCUGUAUUAAUGGCACCUGUUUGAACUUGUUAUCAGUAUAAAAGACACCUGUCCACAACCUCAAACAGUCACACUCCAAACUCCACUAUGGCCAAGACCAAAGAGCUGUCAAAGGACACCAGAAACAAAAUUGUAGACCUGCAACAGACUGGGAAGACUGAAUCUGCAAUAGGUAAGCAGCUUGGUUUGAAGAAAUCAACUGUGGGAGCAAUUAUUAUGAAAUGGAAGACAUACAAGACCACUGAUAAUCUCCCUCGAUCUGGGGCUCCACGCAAGAUCUCACCCCGUGGGGUCAAAAUGAUCACAAGAACGGUGAGCAAAAAUCCCAGAACCACACAGGGGGACCUAGUGAAUGACCUGCAGAGAGCUGGGACCAAAGUAACAAAGCCUACCAUCAGUAACACACUACGCCGCCAGGGACUCAAAUCCUGCAGUGCCAGACGUGUCCCCCUGCUUAAGCCAGUACAUGUCCAGGCCCGUCUGAAGUUUGCUAGAGUGCAUUUGGAUGAUCCAGAAGAGGAUUGGGAGAAUGUCAAAUAUAACUUUUUGGUAAAAACUCAACUCGUCGUGUUUGGAGGACAAAGAAUGCUGAGGUGCAUCCAAAGAACACCAUACCUACUGUGAAACAUGGGGGUGGAAACAUCAUGCUUUGGGGCUGUUUUUCUGCAAAGGGUCCAGGACGACUGAUCCGUGUAAAGGAAAGAAUGAAUGGGGCCAUGUAUCGUGAGAUUUUGAGUGAAAACCUCCUUCCAUCAGCAAGGGCAUUGAAGAUGAAACGUGGCUGGGUCUUUCAGCAUGACAAUGAUCCCAAACACACUGCCCGGGCAAUGAAGGAGUGGCUUCGUAAGAAGCAUUUCAAGGUCCUGGAGUGGCCUAGCCAGUCUCCAGAUCUCCAUCCCAUAGAAAAUCUUUGGAGGGAGUUGAAAGUCUGUGUUUCCCAGCGACAGCCCCAAAACAUCACUGCUCUAGAGGAGAUCUGCAUGGAGGAAUGGGCCAAAAUACCAGCAACAGUGUGUGAAAACCUUGUGAAGACUUACAGAAAACGUUUGACCUGUGUCAUUGCCAACAAAGGGUAUAUAACAAAGUAUUGAGAAACUUUUGUUAUUGACCAAAUACUUAUUUUCCACCAUAAUUUGCAAAUAAAUUCAUAAAAAAUCCUACAAUGUCAUUUUCUGGAAAAAAAAAUCUCAUUUUGUCUGUCAUAGUUGACGUGUACCUAUGAUGAAAAUUACAGGCCUCUCUCAUCUUUGUAAGUGGGAGAACUUGCACAAUUGGUGGCUGACUAAAUACUUUUUUUCCCCACUGUAUCUGUAUGUGUGGUGUACAGAGAUGAGGUAGUCGUUAAAUUGCACACAGAGUGAGUCCAUGCAACUUAUUAUGUGACUUGCUAUGCACAUUUUUACUCCUGAACUUAUUUUGGCUUGACAUAACAGAUGGGUUGAAUACUUAUUGACUGAAGACAUUUCAGCUUUUCAUUUUUUAUUAAUUUGUAAACAUUUCUAAGAACAUAAUUCCACUUUGAUAUUAUGUGGUAUUGUGUGUAGGCCAGUGACACAAAAUCUCAAUUUAAUCAAUUUUAAAUUCAGGCUGUAACACAACAAAAUGUGGAAAAAGUCAAGGGGUGUGAAUACUUUCUGAAGGCACUUUAAUUGUUGCAUCAAGCUGCUGUCUUCUGCAGUAUCCCUUUAGUGGGACUUGGCUGCUUAAUUGCUGUUUCUCUAUGCUACUGCUGGAGUCCAUAGGUCUUAGCCCAUAUCAGUAGAGAAACUAAUUGCUAGGGUCUCAUGUUAAUGUCUGUCUGUCUGUCUGUCUGUGUCUUUCUUUCUUUCUUUCUUUCUUUCUUUCUUUCUUUCUUUCUUUCUUUCUUUCUUUCUUUCUUUCUUUCUUUCUUUCUUUCUUUCUUUCUUUCUUUCUUUCUUUCUUUCUUUCUUUCUUUCUUUCUUUCUUUCUUUCUUUCUUUCUUUCUUUCUUUCUUUCUUUCUUUCUUUCUUUCUUUCUUUCUUUCUUUCUUUCUUUCUUCUUUCUUUCUUUCUUUCUUUCUUUCUUUCUUCUUUCUUUCUUUCUUUCUUUCUUUCUUUCUUUCUUUCUUUCUUUCUUUCUUUCUUUCUUUCUGUGUGUGGAUAGGAUGUGGAGACAGUCUGCAGGAAAGCAGUGGGAACUUCUCCUCUCCUGGCUUCCCCAACGGAUACUCAGCCUAUAUGCACUGCAUCUGGAGAAUAUCGGUCACGCCAGGGGAAAAGGUGGGAGGCGUGAUGAGGCCUUGGAAAACUGAUUGAGAUAGAAACUUGGAUCAGUUUUAGGAGAAGUGCUUUGUUUAUCAUGGCUUAGUAGUGAUACCUCUGUUUUCCUUAGGAUAAUGUAAUCUUAGAUGAUGAUCUAUAUGAUCCCUUUGAGUCAGCACUAGAUUUUUGUUCUUCUCAUGUUGAAACUGUUUGGACUGUAAAAAAAAACAAUAUAUAAAAAUAUAUAUAUACACAGUGGGGAGAACAAGUAUUUGAUACACUGCUGAUUUAGCAGGUUUUCCUACUUACAAAGCAUGUAGAGGUCUGUAAUUUUUAUCAUAGGUACACUUCAACUGUGAGAGACGGAAUCUAAAACAAAAAUCCAGAAAAUCACAUUGUAUGAUUUUUAAGUAAUUAAUUUGCAUUUUAUUGCAUGACAUAAGUAUUUGGUACAUCAGAAAAGCAGAAUUUAAUAUUUGGUACAGAAACCUUUGUUUGCAAUUACAGAGAUCAUAUGUUUCCUGUAGGUCUUGACCAGGUUUGCACACACUGCAGCAGGGAUUUUGGCCCACUCCUCCAUACAGACCUUCUCCAGAUCCUUCAGGUUUCGGGGCUGUCACUGGGCAAUACGGACUUUCAGCUCCCUCCAAAGAUUUUCUAUUGGGUUCAGGUCUGGAGACUGGCUAGGCCACUCCAGGACCUUGAGAUGCUUCUUACGGAGCCACUCCUUAGUUGCCCUGGAUGUGUGUUUCGGGUUGUUGUCAUGCUGGAAGACCCAGCCACGACCCAUCUUCAAUGCUCUUACUGAGGGAAGGAGGUUGUUGGCCAAGAUCUCGCGAUACAUGGCCCCAUCCAUCCUCCCCUCAAUACGGUGCAGUCGUCCUGUUUUUUACAGACCUCGUCCUGUUUUUUACAAAAUUACAGACCUCUACAUGCUUUGUAAGUAGGAAAACCUGCAAAAUCGGCAGUGUAUCAAAUACUUUUUCUCCCCACUGUAUAUAUAUAUAUAUAUAUAUAUAUAUAUAUAUAUGUGUAUAUGUGUUUUAUUGUCACAUACACUGGAUAGUUGCAGUGAAAAGUGUUGUUUUACAGGUUCAGCCAUUGUAGUACCACACCCCUGGAGCAAAUUAGAGUUAAGUGUCUUGCUGAAGGGCACAUCGGAAGAUCUUUUUUCACCUUGUCGGCUCAGGUAUUCGAACCAGCAACCUUUCGGUUACUGGCCUAACACUAACCGCUAGGCUACCUGCUGCCCUGUACCAGGUCUGUAACCAUGCUCUCUUGGUUUUUAAGAUCAUUCUGAACUUCACCUCCAUGGAUCUGUAUAGGAGUCACCUGUGCUGGUACGACCAUGUCGAGAUCAGAGAUGGAUACUCCAGGAAAGCUCCUCUGAAAGGUCAGGAUUAUUAGAAGAAAGAUAUAGUUCCAUACAUGCACUACACUAAACUACAGUGAUGCUGAAAAUAAACUGAAUGUAAUAAGUGUAUCUGGAAAAAAAAAGUAGUUCUGAUGUCUGGAGUGUGAUAAGGUGGUCUGGUGUGUGUGUUCCAGGUCGUUUCUGUGGGGAUAAGCUGCCUGAACCAAUCAUCUCCACUGACAGCCGGUUGUGGAUCGAGUUCCGCAGCAGCAGUAACUGGGUGGGGAAGGGCUUCUCCGCUGUGUAUGAAGGUAAGGCCAGAGCUGGAGCCCAAUCCCCAGCAGCCCCAUAACAACACAGCUCAGCUGACUCACUGGGCACCUGGGUCACAGACUGAACAACGUGCCUAAAAGCAGCUCAGUGAUUCUGUCAAAUCCCCAAGUCUGGCUGCCUCCAUGCUAAUGUGUCCAGCAUGUUAUUCUGCAUUAAUCUGAUUUUCGUCCGAGUUGAUAUUCAGCUCAACAUUGUAUCCAGACUGUAGAGCAUGAUGUAUUUAAUAUAGGAACCAUUUUUAAUAAUCAACAUUAUGAAAUCCAUGAAACAAAACACAAUACUCCUUGAGAGAAAUGUGGUAAUGAUGAUGAUAGAGAACGAUGACAUCACAGCAUGUUCUCUGCCAUUCAGCCAUCUGUGGAGGAGAGGUGAAGAAGGAUAAUGGACAGAUCCAGUCUCCUAACUACCCAGAUGACUAUCGGCCCAACAAGGUGUGCAUAUGGAAGAUCAGUGUGUCUCAGGGAUACCAUGUCGGCCUGACCUUCCAGUCCUUUGAGGUAAGAGAUACAGGCCUCUUUUUGUUCUUUUCAUACCCUCCACAUCCAGUAGCAAAUUUUUACAUACUGCUACACAGACUGCGAAUCAUACAAUGACAUUGGGGGUCUCAAUUUUUUAAAUGGGAUUGAUUUUUUAAAAAUAAUUAUGUGGCAUGAUGUUUUUCAUCUGAUUGUCAAACAAAUCAGUUCACAAUUUAGGCCACCUGCACACAUUGUUCCACUCCAAAAUUAUUCCAGCAUCCAAACAGUGCACCGUGCACCAGCCGAUUGAUGAAGGGAAAGAGACAUCUGUUGCAAAAUACCCCAAUUGUCAUUAGGCCCACUCUUGUAGCCUGAAUUAAUUGAUGCGUCUUGCAGACAAAUUGACAUUUUUUGUAAAAAGAAAAGUCGGGACACCUGAAAAGGGGCUGAAAUACGGGACGCAAAUACAGCUGUGUCUGUCCCGAGCUCAUCGGCAAGGGAAACUGUGAGGGCCCAGUUGAAACAAUGUUGCAAGUUCGCUAGCGAUAGCUCAAGACAGACAGAGAGCGAGGCAGAGUAAAGAGAUUAAUGUGAUUGAAAGAACUUGAACCAACUGUCACCGGUUUAAACCAUGACAGAGAGAUUGGGGUGUUCGUUUGAUUUGGAAUAAGCUUUUAAUUUAAUAUUUACCACUAUAGCAGUACACAAUUGCAUUUUAAACAAAUAGGAGAAUGGUUAAAUUAGCCCCCCCCCCCCCCCCCCAAAGUUUGACUUUUGUUACAUUUACGGGAGCUCAAGUCUCAUUCAGGCCCCCCCCCCCCCCCCCCCCCCCCGUCUAAUUGGCAAACUGCCGCUACAUCCAUAUCCUCUGCAACCUUUGUGCAUGAAAAUUACUUAGAAGUUCUACUAACCUUGUCCCUUUGUCUCCUCUUUUCCUUAGAUUGAGAGGCAUGACAGCUGUGCCUAUGACUACCUGGAGGUGAGGGAUGGGAACUCAGACAACAGCCCACUGCUGGGACGCUUCUGUGGCUACGACAAGCCAGAUGACAUCAAGACCAGUUCCAACCAGCUGUGGAUGAAGUUUGUGUCUGAUGGCUCUGUCAACAAGGCUGGCUUCGCAGCCAACUUUUUCAAAGGUCAGAUCUCAAGGGUUGUGCACUAUAGAAAAGAACACCCAAAAAGUCAUUGCUGAUGGCAUAUGCCCUCGUUGUAGAAAUUACCAGUGUGAUUUUCAUAGUAACGAUUCUCUGAGCAGCAUGUCAUGUUGAGUAAUUUGAGAAUAAUUCCGUCAUGAUUUCAGGAUAGUUAAAUUGCAGCAUUCAUCAUUUGUGACUUGUAGCCUGCUGAGUUGUGAGGCCAUGUAAAGGUAACAUGUUGUUGUGGUUGUAGAGAUGGACGAGUGCUCCAAGCCCGACAAUGGUCGCUGUGAGCAACGCUGUGUCAACACACUAGGCAGCUACAAGUGUGCCUGUGACCCGGGCUACGAGCUGGCUGCCGACAAGCGCAGCUGUGAGGGUGAGUACAGCAGAAUGCUGCCCAGAGCCUGCUCAAUCAUGCCUUCUCUACUGCAGGUCACACUGUAAUGCAGUUCAGUGCUGUUCUUUAAUCACUAGCACCCAAAUACACAAAGUCCAGUUGCCCCACAUACAGUAGCUAGAAAAAAUACCUCCAGAGAUUUAUGUCAUUGGAUUGUCAUUUGGAUUUCACCCAAUGGGGUUGUAAUUUGAUGCACCCACCCAACCAAAAUUCAACCCAACAUCACAGGUAAUCAGAGCCCAAAGCAAGUGUUAAAAGCAUCCUAAUUAGAUAUUCACCUGUAAAUUAAAACCAGACAGAAGUGCUGAUGCAGUGUUUUAUAGUUUUACCUUUUCAUUGCUCUUUUUUUUACCAAACCUGACCACUGUCUGCCUCUGGAGGAGGAGGCCUGCUAUUACAUGUUCCUCACAUUGAAUAAUUAUCCAGUUUAACCCUUUUGGAUUACAUACAUUUCUGCAUGUUUACGUUUUUGGUGAAAAUAAAGCAGGGUGUCUGUUAUAACAUUAUCCUCAAUGGUUUAAUAAUACCCAGCUUAACCUUUUUGGAUGACAUGCAUUGUGUUUUUAAUCUUUUUGGGGAUAAAACCCUACCACACUUUGCAUUAAUACGACAGAACAUGAUAUUGCGUAACUGUCAAGCCUGUCUGAGACCAUCAGCGAUAGGUUGCUAUGAUAACAGCAGGUCAGCCAAUUGUGAGUGUUGACCUUUAUUGAACGAUAUGGGGCAUGAAAAUUAUUCCAUUCUGCUACUACAGAUAGAUGUUUUGCACAAAUUGUCAGUGAUACACCAUUUUAUCAUUAUAACCAUAUGAAGUUUAAGCACAUCUUAACCAUUGUCCUGGUCUUCUCUCCUCUGUCUGUCUGUCUGUCUGUCUGUCUGUCUGUCUGUCUGUCUGUUUGUCUGUCUGUGUAGCUGCCUGUGGAGGUUUCAUCACCAAGCUGAACGGCUCCAUCACCAGCCCAGGCUGGCCCAGAGAGUACCCCCCCAACAAGAACUGUAUCUGGCAGCUGGUGGCGCCCACACAGUACCGAAUCACCCUGCUUUUUGACGUCUUUGAGACGGAGGGCAAUGACGUGAGCACCGGGGUUGUUAUGACUGAGCUUGGUUGGGUUUGUUCUAUCCCCAUGGGCCUUAGUGGUGUCAUCAUGAAGCUGUCCUCCUGUCUGUCUGUCAUAGAGCACAGACUGUUGUCCUUAUAUUGUACUUUGUAAUAUAUUCCUGUGCAUCGUAUUUGUGUACAAAUUGUAAUUACAUUCCCUUAAUGUUUCAUGCUAUAAUGACCUGCUGUUCCUCUGUCCAGGUGUGUAAAUAUGACUAUGUGGAGGUCCGCAGUGGGCUUUCAGCAGACUCAAGGCUACAUGGGAAGUUCUGUGGAGCAGAGAAACCUGAGGCCAUCACCUCUCAGUACAACAACAUGCGCAUUGAGUUUAAGUCAGACAACACAGUCUCCAAGAAGGGAUUCAAAGCUCAGUUCUUCUCAGGUGAGCCUUUGACACUGGUGUGUGUCUUUACCUUCAAGAGUCUGUUUCAGUGGUGGUCAGUGCCGUUUCACAUGAGGGAGAACAAUUUUUUUUCUCAUGAGCAUGGCCUUAUUUCUAUUACAGCAUAUUGGAUGACUGUCAUUCAUAUUCCAUUCACCAGGUUAAAUGUAACAGCGAUAGGUUUAGGUUAGUACAUGAUACUCACAUUUUCCCUAUACCCAUCAUGAGGUUGCUACAACCUAGCCUAUGAAUAAAAGUUUACAACGUAGGUGCACACAGGUCGAGAGACAAAUUUGAUGUGACAGAAAGUGACACAUGGACAGACAGUGACAUUCAAUAUAUUAGUAAAACCAAAAGCUUACCUUGACUUGGAAGAGUUCCAGUGUUGUGUUGGAUAGUCAUAGCCAGCUAGCUAACAUAGCAUCCCUCUGUUUGAGCAGGGUGUUUCAGUAGGUUAAACUAGCUAGCUGCAUUUGCUAGCUAAGUAAGUGAAACUGAAAGUGAAACAAAAUGACAAUCUCUCUCUCUAUUUCUCUUUUGCUUCUCCUUCAUUUAGGAAUAAAUGAAUUUGUUCAAAACUGUUCAACUAUUUUCUUUCACUCUCUUUGAGUCAACUACUCACCACAUUUUAUGCACUGCGGUGCUAGCUAGCUGUAGCUUAUGCUUUCAGUACUAGAUUAAUUAUCUGAUCCUCUGAUUGGGUGGACAACAUGUCAGUUCAUGCUGCAAGAGCUCUGAUAGGUUGGAGGACGUCCUCCGGAAGUUGUCAUAAUUACUGUGUAAGUCUAUGGAAGGGGGUGAGAACCAUGAGCCUCCUAGGUUUUGUAUUGAAUUCAAUGUACUCAGGAGGACGGAAGCUAGCUGUCCUCCGGCUACACCAUGGUGCUACCCUACAGAGUGCUGUUGAGGCUACUGUAGACCAUCUUUGCAAAAUAGUGUGUUUUAAUCAAUUAUUUGGUGACGUGAUUAUAUUUAGUAUAGUUUUAUCUAAAAAAUGAUAACUUUUAAAAUGUUUUUAUGAAAUUCACUGAGGAGGAUGGUCAUCCCCUUCCUCCUCUGAGUAGCCUCCAAUGGUCUGUUUCUGUGUGUAUGAGUGAAGGUUCAUCAAUUUGACCCCACAAGUGUGCUUGAGUGCUGAUGGCAGGGUGGUUGUGUGGGAGAUAUGCUCACCAAGGUAGUGUCCCUCUAUGUCCACAGACAAAGACGAGUGCUCGAAGGAGAACGGAGGUUGCCAGCAUGAGUGUGUCAAUACCUUCGGGAGCUACAGCUGUCAGUGCCGCAGUGGCUUUGUGCUGCAUGAGAAUAAACACGACUGCAAAGAAGGUACCAAUUGGCCACCUGCACAUUUAUUUUAUGUGGGUUGGAGCUUAAGGGGAUGACUUCCUAUUGCAAUGAGUGGGGGGGAACGAGUACACACUCCCAUGUGCCAAGAACAACAGCCCCUGAGUGGGGUUUGAACAUUAUCCUGUGUGGAGCAGUGAUGAUACAGGGGAGGGAUGUUGACUUUGUGGAUGUGUUUUUGCAGCCGGCUGUGAUCACAUUGUGAACAGUGUGACUGGCACCAUCACAAGCCCCAAUUGGCCAGAUAAAUACCCCAGCAAGAAGGCAUGCACCUGGGCGCUCUCCACCACUGCAGGCCAUCGCAUCAAAAUUGUAUGUGUCCCCCUCCAACUCUCUAACAUACAGAUUGCAUGUGUGUGGGUAUAGGUAUGCAUGUGUUUGCGGGAAGGGGGGUUUGAAUGAACUGUGGAAAUCAUUGAGGACUUUACACUGUACUGUACUGAGCACCACAGCCUCUGCUGAGUGUUGACAGUGUGAUUGAAACAAUCCCCUAGCCAUGAAUGGCUCCCGCUUCUGUCACAAUAAUACAGUUUGUCUUCAUCCAUGGCAUGCUGUACAAAUCUCAGCUUUUUGAAUAUCAUUUAGUUAACUGGGCUUAGCCAAUGAAAAGUGAUUGCAUGUGUCUUUGUCUAUGCUCUUCGUUCCAAUGGGUUUCUAAAGGUUAUUCCGCUAAUAGGGAACCAUUGCAUUUCAUACUCUAGCUCUUGUAAAACAGGCUGUAUACCUGCGAUCCUCUUUCCCUAUUUCAUCUCAUUCUCUCCCCUCAUGCUUUGUCUCAGGACUUCAAUGAGAUCGACAUGGAGGCCCAUCUGGAGUGCGCCUACGACCACAUCGAGAUCUACGACGGGCGCGACGGCAAAGCCCCCAGUCUGGGUCGCUUCUGUGGCACCAAGAAGCCUCCUCCCAUCAUGUCCAGCGCCAACAAGAUGUUUAUCCGCUUCUUCUCUGAUAACUCUGUACAGAAGAAGGGCUUUGAGGCCUCCCACACAGCAGGUACAUUACUGCCAACACAACUUAGACUCUAGCCCACUGUAUGGCUAGACUUAUUGCACUGGCUUCUCCUCAAUGGUUAUUGGUUAGUUCCUUCUGAAUGAUAUCUAUGUUUUUAUUUAUUUAUUAUUAUCUCCAGAGUGUGGAGGUCGUCUGAAGGCUGAGGUCAAGACCAAAGACCUGUACUCCCAUGCUCAGUUUGGGGACAAUAACUACCCCGGUGCGUCUGACUGCCAGUGGGUGAUUGCGGCUGAGAAAGGCUACGGGGUGGAGCUCAUCUUCCAGACCUUUGAGAUUGAGGAGGAGGCUGACUGUGGCUACGACUACAUGGAGCUCUUUGAUGGUGUCGAUACCAAGUCCCCAAGGCUUGGACGCUACUGUGGCUCUGGGGUAAACUCCCUGAUAACCUCAUCUAUUGAAGGACUUUUUCUGCCCAACAUUAUUUCUAGCACCAGCGAUGUACUUUCAUAAUAUCGGUAUUCUCUCUUUCAGGUCUAGCUUUAUUGAACCACUGCAGCUGUGUUAAAACAACACUUUCAGAGACUGUGUAAAAUUAGCUCUGCAGUUGAAUAAUAACCUUUCACACUGCGUGUCUGUGUUUGAGCGUUAAAGAAUGGACCCAGGGUUUUGAAGAUUUCCACUCCGCUCUCCGGCUUUUUGUUAAAGUUGAUGUGUUCCACCGGGUUGGAGUAUAUUGCUUCAGUAGCAGCUGAGCUUGAUAAGAGCAGGCCCUGGCUGGCUUGUGAAAGGCUAUCAUGGUCUCCAGCAUUGAGCUGUAACUGAGAGCUAAUCAGCCGACGAUGAGGCUGAGGCUACAGUGGGUGGGGGGGAGCUGAAACAAUGAGGCCACUGGGGAGUUGAAACGUUAAAUCCAUAGGUCAGGGAACAGCUUGAUUUCAUUUAACACACAUCAGUAAUAAGCCUGUGUCUCUACUCUACUGAUGCCUGGUACUGUAAAUCAGUGCUAGCAGGAGCUGGAGGGCACAUAAUGCUCACAGUACCAAAGGGGCUGCUUCCUCCAUCAAGCCCUUUUUAGACAUGUUGGACUAAUCUGGAAACUGAGACUGUAUUUUUAUUGGAGAAUAAGUGGCAGUUGUUCACUCCAACAGCCCUCCCCUCCCUUACCCUACAGCCCCCUCAGUCUGGAUCUAGGAGAUAUCAUUUAGUUUUAAUUGAAGUGCAGUCAGAGUGCCAGAAGGCGACAGCGGUUAACUAAAUCUGUGUUUUCUCCUCCGAUCCCCUAGCCUCCCGAGGAGAUCUACUCUGCCGGCGACUCCAUUGUAAUCAAGUUCCGCUCUGAUGACACCAUCAACAAGAAGGGCUUCCACGUGCGGUACACCAGCACCAAGUUUCAGGACACAUUACACUCGCGCAAGUGACCAGCGGGGGCCGGAAAGGGCCGGGUGGGGCAGAGGGGCAAACGGAGGGGCCCCCAGGGGAGGCGCCAGCCUGACACUCGGAAACCUUCGGCCACCAAGAUCAUUCAGAAACGACAGAACAGCCGGAAGACCACCAACCGCACCUCAGCUCCAAGGGGCUCCAGCUCCCUACAGACUGUGAGGAGUAAAGCCAUUCUGCAGUAGACCUUGUUUUUACCUUUUUCUAUGGUUAUGAUUGGGGUGGGUGGGUGGGUGGGUGGAUAUCCGGUUAGGUGGAUUCAGGGGGAGAGUUUUCUACCCCCAGGUUUUUUUGUUGUUCUUUUUUUAUUUUUAUUUUUUAAGCCUCCUAAUGAGAGAGAAAUGAACAACAGUGGAUUCUCAGGACCUGUAGGAAGGCAAGCAUCAGCCGGACAGAUCCCUGCUUUUGUCAGGCCAGCCCUCCACACCAGGGGGGAAGGAGGUGAGGAGAGAAGAGGAGGGGGAGGAGACUGGAGGAAGUUCCAGAGGGAUUCGCCAACCUCAACCUUCCGGCCACACUCCUCUGGAAUACUAGAGCUCCUCUCCUCCUCACAUUCCCAUCCCUAUUGUUCAAGAAUUCCAGUCAAUAAGAGGAUUAGAGGGAUGCCCUUGACUUGAGGUUUUGAUAUUGCAUGUAAUUACAAGGAGAGAUAAGGAAACUGUACAGUGACAACACCAGCAUUUGUAAUUGGCAUUGUCCUGGCAACCAGUGCAGGAUUCUCACUAUUACCAUUAACAAGGAAAUUAAGGAAGCAGUUAUCUUAUUAAAGGACUAAUAAAUGAAAUGUGGCCCAUGUCUUCUGGUUGGUAAUUGCUGGCCCAUUGAGGGGCUAUUGCUGUACCUCUCUGUGUAAUUGUAAUGUGUAUGAUUAUUCAAAGGGACAUGACAAGCUUUCCUCAACUCAAAUCGUCAGUAAGCACUUUACAGUGAAUUGUUCAAAAAUCAUGAACUAACGAUUUUUUGUAAAAUGCCAUGCAAGUUCACUUAUUUUUUAUGCAUUUUAUCACUUUUAUUCCGUUAUUUUAUUUUCAUUGCUCCAUUUUGUUUCUCAGGCGUGCUUGAGAGCAGUAUGUACCCUGUAACAUGGGGUAAUAAAGAUAUGGGUUCUGUUUCAGUGUUCAUGUACAGUUUUAAUGUGCAGCAUUUUCUCUCCCUAGACUAAAACUCUCCAAUCUCCGGGGGCAGGCCAGAGCCCUUUAUUGUGAUAGGCUCUGGUGCAGGCAAGUCGGAGUAGUCAUUGUCAUAGCAACACCUUCACAAUAUAUUCAUCUGUUUAUGGUGGGGCACUGCAGAAUUCCAUGUAUUAUGAAUGUUUUGGUAUUGUGCAGUGAGAGUGUUAAUUACUGUUAUCCCACUCUCUUUUCGGGUUAUUUUUAAUUUGACUGAAAAUGCCAGCUGUCACUUAACGUCUUUGCCUCUAUAACCAAUCAAUGCAGAUGUUCAGCAUGGUUGAAUUUGUAAGAACCAAUGGAUGUGCUUGUGCUAACAAAGUAAGUGCUGUGUGUGUGUGUGUGUGUAUGCUGUCAUUUGCUCCUGUCUCUUUUUACCCUGUGCUGGUUAGGUGAGAGCCCUUGGCACUGUAGAGACAGAGAAUGCUUCCACAGGACUGAUUAUUUUCUAAUAGCCUGAAGCAUAUUGGUCUGAGACUGCCAAGCUCCACAAAACAAUGAAGACCAAGAAUUUUCAGUUAUUCAAUCACACAACACCCGCCCCCCAAAAAGGCAAAAACAUUUCAUCUUUAUAAUGAUUUCCUAUGUUUAGUUUGAGUUUCAGGCUAAUGAUGACCUGUGGACAUAUCCAGUGACCUCUAACAAAUGGUUCAGCCACCAUUUUGCUCUGUACAAUACUGCCUUAUUAUUCAUAUCGCAUGAGUGAUAAUGGUAUCAAGCAAUCAUCCUCAGGGUGGCACCAAACAGUGUGAAUUCACACUAGCUGUGCUCACUGGAAACCAAAUCUGUACAGCUAAGAGUAAAAAAUAGCAUAGCUUGUCUUUGUGCAUUUUAAAAUGUGAUAAUUUGAAUAGAAUUUCUGUAUUUUUCUUGCUCGGCAGGAAGGACAUGGUUUUGUACAGUAUAAUUAAAAAAAGAAUUAUUCU